GAGCUGCGGCAGAAAUAUCAUUGGACACCGUGCCAUCGUCAACGUCCCCGGACAACGUGGUGGCAACAUAACAAUGUGUGCGGCUAUUAGUCAAAAUGGCGUCCUAAACCAUCAUGCAAUCCUAGGCCCAUACAACACUGCACACAUUAUCACAUUUCUGGACACCCUCCACAACAGACUAAUCCCUGAUGACCAGAGGCCAGAGCAUCCCAGGUACAUUAUCAUCUGGGACAAUGUUAGUUUCCACCGGGCUGCUGUAGUCCGCAAUUGGUUCACAGGUCACCCACUUUUCAUCUCACUCAAUCUCCCCCCAUACUCUCCGUUCUUGAGUCCUAUUGAAGAAUUCUUCUCAGCAUGGUGUUGGAAGGUGUACGAUCGCCAGCCCCACCAACGCAUACCCCUUCUACAGGCAAUGGAGGAGGCUUGUGGAGACAUCGAUCAGGGGUCAUGCCAUGCCUGGAUACGGGACUCCAGGCGAUACUUUCCACGCUGCCUAGCUCAAGACAACAUCGCAUGUGAUGUGGAUGAAGUCUUAUGGCCAGACCCACAAAGGCGGCGAGAUUUAGCCUAAUUUUCUUCCGUUCUUUUUUUCCUUCUUGCACCAAUGUUUUUGUUUUCUUCUACUGCGCUUUUGUUGUUUGAGGAGUGUUAGAACACUGAGGGGUAAAAAAAAAAACUUUCCCCCUUAUUUGUAUUGAUAGUGUGUUAUGUUCGGAAUACACAUGCAUAGUUUCCACAUUUGGAUACCUGUGUUUACUAUAUGUAUGACAAAACUUUAUUGCAAACUGCUAUGCCCUGCACACAGAAAAAGUAAAAGCCACAAGUGUUUUUCAUUUGUACUAUCAGUGCAUAGUUGGUGCUUCAUGUACUUAUUCAAAUGAUGCGCUGUGUGUACUGAAUUGAUGCAAAAAACUUUUUUUUUAAAGAGUGAAGGGUUUUGCAACAAUUGUAUAAUGUUUUUGGUGGCUAGUGUGUAGAGUUUUGCAAAAUAUAGCCUAUAGUUUCAAAGAUUGUGCCCAAGCAAUCAGAAAACAACUGUAAUGGCAAGAGUUGUGGAACAGGGAGGGAAAGGGAAGACACCUGUAUAAGAUCCAGGAAAAGGUGGGGGAGGACCUCGGGUCAACAGAGAAGGGAGGAAGACAUAAUCACAAGAAUGAAACUGGGACACACAAGGCUCAACAGCACUUUGAAAUUAGGGAAACAAUCCGACUGGGAAGUGUGAUCAAUGCCAGGAGAUGGAGACAGUGGAACACAUCCUAUUUCAGUGACAGCGAUAUGGGAGGGAACGGGACUGUUUUAUUAGUAGGAAUAAUGGCAUUGAACAGCCUAGUUUAAUUUAAUUGUUAAGAAAACCUUACGGUGAUAUUGUAGUCAAUGAUGUAUUCCGACAGCGAGAAUUGUUAAAUUGCGUAGGAUUAAACUUCAGACCAUAUCCAUCUCUGGUCCACAGUCCAGUAGGUGGCGGUAAUGCAUCACUAAAUUUGGUUGUCGAACGCGAUUUACAAACCACUGAAGAAGUGUACACAGAACUCACCAAUAAUUUUCACUUUAGCAUUUUUUUUUGUUAUUUAGACGUUUAUUAACACCCUGGAACUCGAAAUAUGACUAAUUUAACUACACAGCAUCACAUACUUACCCCAAGUAGUUUUUAAUUCGCGUUGGGGACAGGACUUGGUGGAUAGAUCUGUUAAUAGGUAACUAACGCUAGCUAGCUGCUAACAAUGGCUAACUGUAUGGUUUUUCACACUCAAAUAGCCUCCAUUAUGGAGGUUCUAGCGAAUGCAGCCGUGUCAGAGAUCUGUAAACUCAUAGACGACGACUAUGCAGUGUGUCGUUUGGAAAUAACUCAAAGCCAGAAAGAAAACAGGACAUUACGGAGAAAACUACUAGAACUGAAGGUGGCACGGGAGCGCGCAGAGAGGACAACGCGAGAGCGCGUCCUCGGCAGUCGUCCCAGUAGCGUCAAGAUCCUCGAUCGAUAUAGAGGAAUGGCAAGAGGUGAAGGACAUCUCACUGGAGACCACAGGAGCUUUGUGAAGCCAGCGGGACACAAUAUAUGGAGAGAUGACCAACCAAUCACUGUUGAUGAGGAGAGUGGAACCUCAACCCAGCACGUUAUUAUGAUAGAGGCUGCAGAUGCAGAGGCUGUACGUCCUGGGGUCAAGCAGGAGAGGUCUGAAGGAGAAGAGGACCCACGGCAACGCAGAGACAUCCAGACUGGAGCGGCUGGAGAGCCCCCUGUAGCCACGGAGGACCUCGCCACCACCACCCAGCCCAGGACCAGAUGCAGCAUCACGGAGGAGGAGGAGGGUCCAGGGGUGCUGCUGGUGAAGGAGGAGGGGUGUGAGGAGGGUCUGGGGAACACUGAGGGGACCAUGGUCAUGGAGGACAACCAGACUACACCUCCUCCUGAACCCACAGAGGAACCAGCUGAGCAGCACAGGACCACACACAGUCUCACUGAGUCAGUAGACAUGGAGGAUGGGAAGAUUGAUCUGCUGGUAGUCAAAGAGGAGACAAUAGAAGAUGGACCAGAGAGCAUUGAUCAGCUGAGUGGACUAAAGAUGGGGGAGCAAGGUGGUUGGCUGGAGGCUGACAGAGGAGACUGGGCGGCCGUCUUGGUAUCCCAGACGGCUGCAUCCAAGGGCCCGGGGGUCGGCAUCACCAAGCAGGCCAAGACCAGAGACGACAUAGUGGAGGUCAGUGGAUGGGACAGCGUCCUCAACUCUGGGCUGGUGAACAACACUGUUAACCACAACCAGAAACAGACAGUCGAACACAAAACAACAACCAAACAUAGUCUCCAUGACAACAGACUGGCUGAGAGCAGGGCGAGGCGUAGAUUUGGUCUGCGGGGACGAGGAGGUGUCCCUAUGUGGCAGGAGAGAACAGACACAAACUCGGCUAGCGAUGCUCCGUCCUGCUCUUAUAGUUGUGAUUCAGAGAGACUGAUGGGGCCUCAGGUUAACCCCCUAACAGGUGCUGCCUUCAGCCUGCCUUCUAUAGGAUCUAUCAACUGGAACAUGGACCCUGCGACAACACAGACACUCCCUGACCUUCAUCCUCCUCACACUCUCCUAAUGUUAAACCAGACCUCAGACAAUGCCAGUGCCUCAACACUAAAUGGCUUCACAAGCUCAUUGACAAAUGACAUUAUUGGAGAUGGAAUCUGUGGGAAAGCCUUCAGUUUCCCCAAACAGGGGGAGAUCCACCAGAGGAUUCACAAGGGGGAGAAACCAUUCGGCUGCCAACUGUGCCGGGCCAGUUUCUCACAUUCAUUCAACUUAAAGAGGCACCAAAGGGUCCACACAGGGGAGAAACCCUUCAGCUGCCCCCAGUGUGAGAAAAGGUUCUCACACCAGCACCAGCUGAAGAUGCACCUGAAGGUCCACACGGGAGAGAGGCCAUUCGCCUGUACACACUGCGGGAAGAGGUUCUCAGAGAGGAGCUACCUCAGGAUACACCAGCAGAAAAUGCACACAGCCCGAGUAUAAUGACAUGUAAUGUAGUACUAGAUAGUUUGUAGUUAAUUGUGUUGGCUUUGGAUGUAGUAGGGAACUGGAUGAGCUGAGGAAAUAAGGAGUAUGAUGAGGCAGAGUAGAUGAUAUGGUGAUGGUUGGUGUGAUGUCUGUAAAAAUGCUUCACUAAUGAAAAGUGACAACCUUGUCCUGUUGUUUAAUGCUGGAGUUUUAUAAUGAGACGAUAGUGCCUUAAUUCAGGUUUACUUGACAUGAAGUAGUGAAGCAAUGUGUGCAUUUGUACAUAUUUAGUUCUUUUUUAGGUGUUUUUAAUAUGUAUUUUUUUAAUCAGGUCUUUUGUUUUUAAUAACAUCAAGUUUUUUUAUUGCAAAUGUCUUCCAUUUUUAAGCCAAGGAUUUGCAGAUUGACUGACAGUUUAACACUUUUUGGCUUUGCUAGCUUUGUUUCCAAAAUGCAUCCGGACACAGUACCAUCUUUUUUAUUUCACCUGGUUGCCAAUUCCAGAUCUUUUAAGAACAUCAUUUGAGGAGUCUCCUGAAGCGUGAGAGGAAUGGGAGCUAGAGGAAUCCACUAGUGCUGAGGGCUCGUAACGAAGGACGACCGGCUACUAUUCUGAGCUGAGUGCGGUGAGCUCUCUGGCGAACAGAGCUGCUGGAGCAUCACCUAAGUGGCUGCUGCACAGAGGAGAAGUCCAGUGGCUAUAAGAGACUCAGGCCGGUUCCCAGACUUACCCUCUACAAGAUCGUCAGCAAGACUUCGUCACCAUCCUCUGUCUAGCUCCCUUCGCUCAAGCCAUGAACUGACCCUCUCCGUCUUCGGAGGAUGCUGCUUUCAACGACUUGGCCCACUAUUGGUUGACCCGUCAUGAUAUAUUGCUUGUUUUUUGUCUUCUUUUAGCUCUUGAAGCGUGUUGAGAUUCUAUGAAAAGCGCUAUAGAAAUGUAAUGUUGAACCUUUUCCAAAUGAUUCUAAAAUUAAUUUCAGCAAAGCGAAUGUACCAGAUUUACAGAAAAGUAAAUAGUGGGAAGUUAUGCUACUUGUCACAUGUAUUGUUUUGUGCAAUAAAAGUACUGUAAUUCACAUUAUGUGAGUGCAUGACCAUUUCGUUGAAAUUAAAUACAAAAUUGA
This is a messenger RNA of Oncorhynchus gorbuscha (pink salmon), 4606 nucleotides long. Its product is annotated as Kruppel-like factor 1. NCBI's taxonomy places the organism in Eukaryota, Metazoa, Chordata, Actinopteri, Salmoniformes, Salmonidae. The transcript is spliced from 6 exons. The record is from RefSeq and is a predicted model, not a curated record. The coding region runs from base 1722 to 3494 and encodes 590 amino acids. Gene Ontology annotation, biological process: regulation of transcription by RNA polymerase II. Gene Ontology annotation, molecular function: DNA-binding transcription factor activity; RNA polymerase II cis-regulatory region sequence-specific DNA binding.